Prunus armeniaca (apricot) is the source of this 198-nucleotide messenger RNA. The record is from the annotation of a GenBank genome assembly. Lineage: Eukaryota; Viridiplantae; Streptophyta; Magnoliopsida; Rosales; Rosaceae.
AUGGCUAUGAAACGGGGGGAAGCUGCUGAUUGCCCAUACAAGUUAGUGCUGCAAGACUCCAUAUUCCAUAGUUUGCACCACAUCAGCUGUUCCUGCCCUUGCCGCCAUUGCCGAUCUGAUCAAUGUUUAUUGUUUGAUACAAGCUUGCAAGCGGCCGCCUCAGGGCACAGGCUGAAGAAUUUGGAAAUGGUUGUGUGA